AUGGGUUCAAGUGCACCAGAUUCCACAGUUUUGAAGAGCUGUAGAGAUCGUUCUCCUACUUCCUCUGUUGUCAAGCUCUCUCAGGUUACUGCCAUCAACAACAAAUACGAGUCACCUCAGUUCGAAUCCGGUGGAUACAACUGGAGAAUGGUUCUGUACCCUAAAGGGAACGAAGAGGACAACGGAAGUGGGUUUGUGUCGAUGUAUGUGGAACUUGACAAGAGCUGCCUCUCAUCCUCCACAACAUCACCCACGGAGGUCUUUGCUCAUCUCUCUUUCUUUGUUUUUAACAAGAAAGAGAACAAGUACUUCUCUGUUCAAGAUGUUGAAGCAAAGCCGUUCAACUCUUCAAGAACUGUGUGGGGAGUGUCAAAAGUUCUUCCUCUUGACAAGUUCAAUGACCCUGAACAAGGCUACAUUGUGGAUGGGGAAUGUGAGUUUGGUCCUGAUGUCUUGGUUGCUCCACCCCAGGAGAAACUCGCUUUUCCCAAAUUCACUUGGCGUGUUAGGGAUGUCUCGCUGCUGAAAGGGAAUGAUUGCAUUUCAAAGAUCUUUCCAAUGAAAGAAAAGAACUGGAGUUUAAAGCUGUUUCCGAAGGGAAAUUCUGGUGGAAAUGGUGAUUUGACCAUGGCUUUGCAUUUAGCUGACAGUGAAGUCUUGCAGCCUGGUGAGAUGGUUUCCGUGCGAGCUCAGCUGCGGAUUCUCGACCCGCGUGGUUCCAAUCACAAGACAGUACGGCUUAACAGUUGGGUCAUGAACUCUAACAAAGCGAGGGGUCUUGUUCAAACCAUGCCUUUAGCUGAACUUGGGGAGGCCUACUUGGACACUGAAGAUCCUGUGAACGUGGAGAUGGAAUGUGAAGUCCUCAACUCCAUCAGCAACCACCCCCUUUUUAAUUAG
Messenger RNA from Camelina sativa (false flax), 900 nucleotides. RefSeq lists its product as uncharacterized. Gene Ontology annotation, molecular function: protein binding. The record is from RefSeq and is a predicted model, not a curated record. NCBI's taxonomy places the organism in Eukaryota, Viridiplantae, Streptophyta, Magnoliopsida, Brassicales, Brassicaceae.